GUGAAGGAGGUGGGGAAGCUCCAGGCAGUGGUCGAGAGGGAGAAGCAGAACACGGCCUAUUGGUGGGGGCUGUACAACGAGACGAACCAGAAGGCCAUUGCGUCCGGCACUCACUUGAUCGCCGAGAAUGAGAGGCUGACAGCCUUGGCGAAGACGGAGGCAGAGAAGGCCGAGCGGCUGCAGCAGGAGGUCUUGCAACACGGAGCCACGUUGCAGAAGUUCACCCGAGCGAAUCGGGAUUUUGCGGUGGAGUGUCAGCGGCUGCGGGAGGUGGUGGACAGGAUGGAGGCCGGUCGAAAGGCGGAGCUUGCGGACGUGGUGACGCGUCAUGCCUUGGACUUGGCGCGGAUCGUGCGCCUGCC
Molecule: messenger RNA, 362 nt
Organism: Effrenium voratum
Lineage: Eukaryota; Dinophyceae; Suessiales; Symbiodiniaceae
Source: the annotation of a GenBank genome assembly